Messenger RNA from Ylistrum balloti, 1553 nucleotides. Its product is annotated as zinc finger protein ZPR1-like. Lineage: Eukaryota; Metazoa; Mollusca; Bivalvia; Pectinida; Pectinidae. The record is from RefSeq and is a predicted model, not a curated record. Bases 163 to 1470 code for a protein of 435 amino acids. The transcript is spliced from 13 exons. Gene Ontology annotation, molecular function: zinc ion binding. Gene Ontology annotation, cellular component: cytoplasm; nucleus.
GGUGCAAAGACGGAUUUUGAGAUUUGUGUCUGAGACAGACUUAAUGUGUAACAUAGACAACUUCAUAAUUUUUUAAAGACAGCUUUUUUCAGUUCCGUUUUACAUUUGUUGUUAUACGUGAUCGGAUAUUCAAACAAUACAGAAGAUCUGCCAGUAACAUUGAUGGCCGAGCAAAGAGAAAAUAAGCCAUUUUUCGAAGACCUGAACGCUGAUAACGAUGAACCUGAAGUGACGGAGAUUGAAAGUGUGUGUUUCCAGUGUAUGGACGAUGGGAUAACACGAAUUUUCCUGACGAGGAUUCCUUUUUUCCGGGAAGUGAUAUUGUCAUCCUUUCACUGUGAACAUUGUGGAGCGAAAAACUCUCAAUUACAACCUGGUGUUGCUAUUCAGGAGAAAGGGGUCUCUUUUUCUGUGGAGAUCAAAGAUGAACAGGACCUUAACAGACAGAUUGUGCAGACAGAGUAUGCGACAGUGUCCAUCCCAAGCUUGGAGUUUGAGGCUCCCCCAUGCAAAGGAGUGCUGACAACUGUUGAAGGGAUUAUAAAUGCUGCUGUGACGGGAUUGUCCAUGGAUCAACCUGCACGAAUGGAACAGAUUCCAGAGAUUGCCUCUAAGAUUGGUGAUGUGAUACUGAAGCUUACCCUGUUGAAGACUUUACAGGAACCAUUUACAAUCGUGAGUCAGGUUAUAGAUGAUCCUUCAGGAAACAGCUUUAUAGAGAAUCCUUGUGCUCCGAAGACUGAUCCAAACAUGAAAAUCAGACAUUACACCAGAUCAGAUGAACAGAACAGCGCCCUCGGACUCACCAUGGAGGAAGAAGAGAAAACUGAGGCAAAAAUUGAAAAGGAUGAGGUGGUGAACUUCAACACCAACUGUCCCGAGUGUAAUUCUCCCUGUAAUACUCGCAUGAAGAUGGUCGAAAUUCCUCAUUUUAAGGAAGUAAUUAUCAUGGCCACUAACUGUGAGGCAUGUGGUAUUCGUACCAAUGAGGUGAAGAGUGCAUCUGGCAUAGAACCAAAGGGCUGCAGGAUCACACUGAAAAUCACAGAUCCAACAGAUAUGACUCGAGACGUCCUCAAGAGUGAGACAUGCAGUAUUGGAAUCCCAGAGCUGGACUUUGAUUCAGACUUUGGUACACUAGGAGGGAAGUUUACAACAAUUGAAGGGUUACUGCAGAAUGUCAAGGACCAUUUAACUGGGUCAAAUUCAUUCAUGCAAGGAGACAGUUCACAAUCAUCCCGGAGGUCUGGAUUGCAGAUAUUCUGUAAUGAACUUGACAAGAUAAUUAGUGGUGAGAAGACAAAUGUACACUUUGUCUUGGAUGAUCCGGCAGGGAACAGCUAUUUACAGAAUGUGUACGCUCCAGAUGAUGACCCAGAGUUGGAAAUCGUACACUACGAACGAAAUUAUGAACAGAAUGAAGUUCUAGGCCUCAACGACAUAAAGACAGAGAAUUACGAACAGUCAUGACAUCAUCAAACCCCCUGAGAAGUCAAUAAUGAUCUUUGGUGACGUAAAAUCACAUCAGGAAGAAUUAAAGGAUUUAAAACAGU